Molecule: messenger RNA, 984 nt
Organism: Gossypium raimondii (Peruvian cotton)
Lineage: Eukaryota; Viridiplantae; Streptophyta; Magnoliopsida; Malvales; Malvaceae
Product: 60S ribosomal protein L13a-4
Exons: 4
Coding region: 103-723 (206 amino acids)
Biological process (GO): translation; negative regulation of translation
Cellular component (GO): ribosome; cytosolic large ribosomal subunit
Molecular function (GO): mRNA binding; structural constituent of ribosome
Source: RefSeq, a predicted model, not a curated record
AAACCCUAGUCAGGAAUCGAUAUAUUUUUGUUAGAAUAGCAUCAGCAUCAGCAUCAGCAGCAGCAGGCCUAAGCGAUCAACCAACCAAAAAAGAUAAACAAGAUGGUUUCAGGGUCAGGGAUCUGCGCCAAGAGAGUGGUUGUGGAUGCAAGGCAUCACAUGCUAGGAAGGUUGGCUUCCAUUUUGGCCAAGGAGUUGUUGAAUGGCCAAAAAGUAGUGGUUGUUCGAUGCGAAGAGAUUUGUAUGUCGGGUGGUUUAGUGAGGCAGAAGAUGAAGUACAUGAGGUUCUUGAGGAAGCGGAUGAACACUAAGCCUUCUCAUGGCCCCAUCCAUUUUCGUGCUCCUGCUAAGAUCCUCUGGCGCACCAUUCGUGGCAUGAUUCCCCACAAGACCAAGCGUGGGGCAGCUGCUCUUGCUCGAUUGAAGGCUUAUGAAGGGAUUCCAGCUCCAUAUGAUAAGACAAAGAGGAUGGUUAUUCCUGAUGCUCUCAAGGUUUUGAGGCUUCAGAAAGGACACAAGUACUGCUUGUUGGGCAAGCUUUCCUCUGAGGUUGGAUGGAACCAUUAUGACACCAUCAAGGAGCUCGAGAGGAAGAGGAAGGAAAGAGCUCAAGUGGCAUAUGAGAGAAGAAAGCAACUCACUAAACUUAGGGUUAAAGCCGAGAAGGUUGCUGAGGAGAAGCUUGGUGCCCAGUUGGAAGUUAUUGCUCCUAUCAAAUAUUGAUUCAAAGAUGAUUGAAACAUAUUGGUUACGUUUCAGUGCACUUCCAUAAUGUGUUUUUGAGUUGCUCAUAAUUUUAUUCCCCCAAUCGUUUCAGGUAGAUGCCAUGCUAUAUAUGUUCGUAUGUUAUCUCGGUGUUUUUCCUUCUUUGCUUGAGAAACAUUUCUGUUUUCUAGUUUCUGUUUUUUGAUAUUUAACGUUUUUCGGGAUUUGAUCAUGAUUUUACUAGAACUAAGAGUCCAAUAGUUUUAUCAUUUGAGCAAA